Molecule: messenger RNA, 1095 nt
Organism: Aspergillus sclerotioniger CBS 115572
Lineage: Eukaryota; Fungi; Ascomycota; Eurotiomycetes; Eurotiales; Aspergillaceae
Product: LLM class flavin-dependent oxidoreductase
Exons: 1
Coding region: 1-1095 (364 amino acids)
Molecular function (GO): oxidoreductase activity, acting on paired donors, with incorporation or reduction of molecular oxygen
Source: RefSeq, a predicted model, not a curated record
AUGCCCACCGAAUUCAUCAGUCUCACCUUCCCCAACGCCUCCACGGAGGUCGCCCCCAUCCCCAACGCGGGCAUCGACCCCGACUACCUGGUUCGCUACGCCCGAUCCCUCGACGACUACGGCUACAACUACACCCUCGUGCCCUAUGACUCGUCCUCCUUCGACCCCUUCACGAUCGGCGCCACCAUCGCCUCCUUGACCAAGAACCUCAAGGUCAUCAUCGCCCUCCGCCCCAACACCCUCUACCCCACCGUCGCCGCCAAAGCCCUCGCCACCCUCGACCAACUCAGUCGAGGCCGCGUCGUCGUCCACUUCAUCGCCGGUGGCAGCGAUGCCGAACAAGCCAAGGAAGGCGACUUCCUGAACAAACAACAACGCUACGGCCGUUUGGAGGACUACAUCCGGAUUUUGCGUCGUGCAUGGGAAUCCGACCAGCCCUUUGACUGGGAAAGCGAAUACUACACCUUCAAGCAGUUCAGUAACCGUGUUCGUCCUACGAACGGAACCAUCCCCGUCUCUGUCGGUGGGUCAUCCGAUGAAGCGUAUCGCGUGGGUGGCUCACUGGCCGACAUCUUCGGUCUCUGGGGAGAGCCCCUUAAGGAGACUAAGGAGCAGAUCGAUCGGAUCUAUGCUGAGGCAGAGCGCGCGGGUCGCGCACCUAACGACCGCCCGCGUAUCUGGGUCACCUUCCGGCCGAUUAUUGCUGAGACCGAUGAGCUUGCUUGGGCGAAGGCGCAUGAGACACUGGAUAAGUUGAAGCAGUUCCGGGCUAAUGGGCAGGGUAAGGCGCCGCCGAAUGCUCCCCCGCCGCAGAAUGUUGGGUCUCAGCGAUUGUUGGAUAUUGCGGCCAGGGGAGAGGUUCAGGACCGCGCGCUGUGGUAUCCUACUGUGACGGCUACGAAUGCCAGGGGUGCGUCGACGGCCUUGGUGGGGUCGCCGAAGACGAUCAGUGACUCGAUCCUUGAUUAUGUGGAUCUUGGGGCCGAGUUGAUCUCCAUCCGUGGGUAUGAUAAUCUUAAUGAUGCGAUUGAUUAUGGGCGGUAUAUUCUGCCUAGAGUGCGUGAGGAGUUGAAGGUGCGGGAGAAUGGGAAUUGA